AAACAACAUCCCUCCCAAUCCCUCUUCAGAUCCAAUUUUCAAAAUUUUUGCCCCGCCAACAAACACCUCUCUCUCCCUCUUAUUUAACCCUCCCAUCUCCUUCUUCCCUCUUUUCUUCAACACUUCAAUGGCUUCUUCAGAUCCCAUCUCUUCCAAACACUACACUUACAACAGAAAACAGAAGUCUUUAGGACUUUUGUGCACCAAUUUCUUGAGUCUCUAUAACCGAGACACAGUGCACUUAAUUGGCCUUGAUGACGCUGCCACUCGAUUAGGAGUCGAGAGGAGACGGAUCUACGACAUUGUUAAUGUUCUCGAAAGCAUUGGGGUUCUCUCCAGGAAAGCAAAAAAUCAGUAUACCUGGAAAGGUUUUGCUGCAAUUCCCCUUACCCUCCGGGAGCUGAAGGAAGAUGGGCUGAGGGAGAAUUCCAGUUCCUUGCGCGGGUCCACUAACGACGACAUGUAUAAAGUUUCCGAUGACGAAGAUGAUGAAGAAACACAGUCCAAUGCCGCAACUGGAAGUCAAAACGACAAGUUGAACCCUAAAUCUACUCAACCCAAAUCACUAAAAAAUGAAAAUCGAAGGGAAAAAUCUUUGGCUCUGCUGACCCAGAAUUUUGUCAAACUCUUCGUGUGCUCUAAUGUUGAAUUGAUCUCCCUUGAUGAGGCUGCAAAAUUGUUGCUUGGAGAUGCUCACAAUACCUCAAUAAUGAGAAGUAAGACAAAAGUUAGACGCCUAUAUGACAUUGCAAAUGUGCUAUCCUCUAUGAACCUUAUUGAGAAGACCCAUACGUCAGAUACAAGAAAACCAGCGUUCAGGUGGUUGGGUCCUGAAGGGAAGACAUGGAAUGAGUCACUUCACAAAUCAAAUCAGAACGAGUCUAGGAAACGGGCGUUUGGGAGUGAUAUUACAAACAUCAGCUUUGAGAGGAAUAAGGUGGAACUAUUCACAAAUGGAGACUUAAAUUCGAAUCCCAAGAAGCUAAAAAUUGAAAAUGAUAGAGGGCCGGAUCAGGCAGAUGAAAACAAUUUAAAACAAGAUACAAAACAAACUUCGAAGAGCUAUCAGUUUGGUCCUUUCGCUCCAGCGUGCGUGCCCGGAGUUGGAGCCUCUGGGAAUAAUAAUGUAAAGCAGGUGCAUGACUGGGACAGUCUAGUAACUACACAUAGCCCUCAGUAUCAAAACGAAGCUUUGAGAGAUCUCUUUUCCCAUUACAUGGAGGCAUGGAAAUCGUGGUACUCUGAGAUUGCUGCAAAAAGACCAUUAAAAAUUUUGUAACUUUCCUCUCAAGAGCAAAUCAAUUACAAAUUUUCGCAUUACAUUUCCUUGAUGCGCCCGCAAAGCUUCCCUUUACGGCUUUUUCAACGGGGUGUGUGACCAAAAUCAGCUUAGGCAGUUCUUGCACAUUUGUUUCUUGUAUAGUUUCUACCUUUUAUGUAUUUGAGCGGGAGAUCUUGUGCGAUCUUCUAUUUCUUGUA
This is a messenger RNA of Vigna radiata var. radiata (mung bean), 1479 nucleotides long. RefSeq names its product E2F transcription factor-like E2FE. Gene Ontology annotation, cellular component: RNA polymerase II transcription regulator complex. The transcript has 11 exons. Gene Ontology annotation, biological process: regulation of transcription by RNA polymerase II. The record is from RefSeq and is a predicted model, not a curated record. Lineage: Eukaryota; Viridiplantae; Streptophyta; Magnoliopsida; Fabales; Fabaceae. Bases 128 to 1279 code for a protein of 383 amino acids. Gene Ontology annotation, molecular function: RNA polymerase II cis-regulatory region sequence-specific DNA binding; DNA-binding transcription factor activity, RNA polymerase II-specific.